AUGGAGCCACGAGGGAUUGUCAAAGCCUUUCCCAAGAGGAAGAAGGUGAGGGAUGACUCAGGGAAAAGCGUUCCUCCAAAGAUCCCAAAAGAAGAAGGAACAGAGACGCCUGAGGCAGAGUGGCUGAAACCGGUCACUGCCUACGUGUUGCAAGCUGGCAUUGGCCAAGCCAGGGCGGAGAUCUUCCACAAGCAGAUUGUCCAGAAUGGGGGUGUUGUACACAACCAGCUCUCCUCGGAGGUGACGCACAUCAUCGUGGCUGAAGACAUGGACUGUGAUCGGGCUUUUCGGCUCCUUAAAUUAACCAAGCUACCUUCAGGGUUGCAGCUAGUGAAGGCAUCCUGGCUAAGUGCUUGCAUUAGAGACCAGAAGCUGCUGAGUACGGCUGGCUACGGUGUCUUUAUCCCUCACAGGCAUCUGAUCCAUAGCAGGUACCUGGAGGAGGGAGAACUGCAGAAAGAGCAGCAGCAGCAGGUCCUGGGCAGUGAAAAGAUCCAGCCCCCAGCAGAGGAGGGAGCAGUGGAACCAAAUACUGAAGCACAGGCGGAGGAUUCCUCGCAGCGAGGCCUGGGCACCCUUGGACAGCAGCAGUUGGCUGAGAAAGUCUCUGAUGAUGAAGACAGUGAAGGAGAAGAUGCAAGUGUCACCCAGGGAGAUCUGGAAGCACUGAUUUCUGGCCGCUACCCUGUGAAAUCGUCAGAGGAGAUCAGUGACAGCUCUUCCGCGGUGGCCCAGCCUGCCAGCAAGUGGGUUUGUGCCCAUUCCUCCAACAGCAAGAAGGAGAAUCACAACCAGUGCAUCACAGAGAAGCUGGAAGUGCUGGCAAAGGCCUAUUCUGUCCAGGGGGACAAGUGGAGAGCUCUGGGCUACUCCAAAGCCAUCAAUGCACUCAAGAGCUACCACAAACCGGUCACCUCCUACCAGGAAGCCUGUAAAAUCCCUGGGAUUGGGAAGCGAAUGGCAGAGAAGAUUCUGGAGAUCUUGGAGAGUGGGCAUCUGCGCAAGCUGGAUCACAUCAGUGAGAGUGUUCCUGUGCUGGAGUUGUUUUCCAACAUCUGGGGAGCAGGGGUCAAGACAGCUCAGAUGUGGUACCAGCAGGGUUUCCGGACACUGGAUGAUAUCCGCGCCAAGGCGACUCUCACCAGCCAGCAAGCUGUGGGGCUGAAGCACUACACGGAUUUCCUGGAGCGCAUGCCUCGGGAAGAAGCUGCAGAAAUAGAACAGACCGUCAGACAAGCUGCCCUGGCCCUGAAGCCUGGGCUUGUGUGUGUGGCAUGUGGCUCCUACCGUCGGGGGAAGCCCACCUGUGGAGAUGUGGAUGUGCUGGUCACUCACCCAGAUGGGCAGUCUCACCGUGGGGUGUUCAGCAAGCUGCUUGACAGCCUCCACAGGAGCGGCUUCCUUACGGAUGACCUGGUGAAUCAGGACAACGGUGAUCAGAAGAAGUACCUGGGGGUGUGCCGCCUCCCUGGGCCAGCCCGGCGUCACCGCCGGCUUGACAUCAUCGUGGUGCCUUACAGUGAGUUCGCCUGUGCCCUGCUCUACUUCACCGGCUCAGCUCACUUCAACCGCUCCAUGCGGGCCCUGGCCAAGACCAAGGGCAUGAGCCUCUCGGAGCAUGCCCUCAGCUGGGCUGUGGUGCGAGACCCUGGAGGCGUCAAGGUGGCAUCUGGCCAUACUCUGCCCACUCCCACUGAGAGAGAUGUCUUCAUUCAGCUGGGGCUGCCUUACCGGGAGCCCUCAGAACGGGACUGGUGACACCUAGUUGUCACCCAGCACCCUGGGCCCACUGCCGUGCUGCUGUUUUGAAGGGUGCUGGUUUCCCCGGUGCUUCUCUGUGGUGACUG
Messenger RNA from Fulmarus glacialis (Northern fulmar), 1847 nucleotides. RefSeq names its product polymerase (DNA directed), lambda (gene POLL). Gene Ontology annotation, molecular function: DNA-directed DNA polymerase activity; DNA binding. Bases 1 to 1758 code for a protein of 585 amino acids. Gene Ontology annotation, biological process: double-strand break repair via nonhomologous end joining. The transcript has 8 exons. The record is from RefSeq and is a predicted model, not a curated record. Gene Ontology annotation, cellular component: nucleus. Lineage: Eukaryota; Metazoa; Chordata; Aves; Procellariiformes; Procellariidae.